This is a messenger RNA of Seminavis robusta, 1924 nucleotides long. Lineage: Eukaryota; Bacillariophyta; Bacillariophyceae; Naviculales; Naviculaceae. The record is from the annotation of a GenBank genome assembly.
GGAUCAACAGCCAACGACAAGCAACGAGCAUGGCUGGGCUGACACGAUGAUGGAGGCCAAGGACAGCCGACAACACCAACACCAGCCAUGAACCACCUCGGUAGCGGCAAGAACCCCUGCACCCUCCAGCAGGCCAUUUCGUUGCUCGGUCCAAGUAGUGGAAAGGGAAUCCGCAAAGAAGUCCAUCAAGGCACAGAGACGACCUACACGACGACAACUCGUUCCGUGGAUCUGCUAGCUGUGGUAGUCCGUCUCUCCACUCGGACCAGUCGGUCUCCUGUGGGAGAAGUCUGGGUUGUCGACGAGACUCUGGGGAAACGAAAUCAUGCCUUGGUGUCGUUCUACGGGAACAAUGCUGUCCUUGCCAUUCAAGAGAAAAAGUUGCGGGUGGGAUCGAUGGUCCGCUUUAAUGGAGUCAAGCUUCGACGAAUGAUGGAACAAACAGCAUCCUCCAACUCCAGCAGGACCUAUGAAUUCCUUCAUUCCUGGGAAUAUCCUCCCAUUGGCGGAGUGGAAUGGUGGGAACUUGGGAGAGUCACAUCGAAAUCAAAUGGCAUUCUGUCACGACAAGGAAGUAGCAGAAUCCCUCAAGGCAUGGAGACUAGCACAAAUCAAAUACAGCAACUGUUGCGCUGGUACCGUCAGUCAAAGUUCUUUCGAGAGAACCACCAUUCAGAUCAUCAACAACUUUCUCCCUUGCCAUGUCAGAGACGAUCUCUCGAGGAAAUGCAAUCAUCUCUGGGGAUUGUGAGUCAUGUCAUGGUCCGAAAAAUUGUCCGCGUGGAAACUCUCCUGGACACGUCUAGUCCCAACAAGAAGCGACGCCUUUCGUCGCCGCCACCGACCAAGAUCACGGUUGCAACGGUCUCGGAUGGAUGCCACACUGUCAUGCCAUUGCUUCUUCUCCGCAGUCAUUACGGCUUGCAGGCCAAACUCCAAAAGGCACUGGAAAGAGGCAAUCCCGUUCUACUCCAUAGUGUCGUGUGUCGCAAAGGCCGAGAUGUGCUGAGUGACGAGCAGCAGAAAGCCUUGGAAGACGUCAAGGUGCUGGUGCCAACGUCCAAAACAGACCUUGUUCUCUUGUCCCAAAAGGCAUUCCCGAGAACAGAGCCACAAAUGACACAGACACAGCACCAACAACACGCUUCUACUACUCAAACCCAAGAUGUUUCGGUACCCACACAACAACCAGAACUGAGUGUCAAGGAACGACAACAAACGAAAUCGAUCACUGUUGUGGAAGGUCACAUCGAGGCGAUUGAAUUUCCCGACAUGGGUAUGGAGCUUCCCAACGACAACAAUAAAUCAAGCCUACCAAGUCCCAUGAAACUCUUGUCGCUUUUGACGCACUUUCAGAAUGGACAGGAUUAUCGGGAGGCCAUUGUCCGAAUUGUUGUGGUCCAGACACAUCAUACUCGUGUAUUACGAAUCCAUGCCGAUGCCAAGGGGAUGCGCAAUCUUGCAGGUGGACUCAAAGCCAAGGAGUUGAAAGAAAGGCCCCAGCUACUGUCCCAUGUCCGCGAUUGGCUGGAAGGUCUACUGGAAGACAAAACUUGUCUGCGGUGGAGACUGGUGGAGGAAGAUUCUUCUUCCUGGGACUAUCGACUACAAAAAGUCACACUCAUUGAAUUAUAAGGGGCAUUGACUUGUUAUUAUGUUUCUUUGAGGCGGUUGGGAUUUUUUUCUGUAGCUUUUGGCAGCUUCGGAACACGCCAAAUUUUCUAGGGCUCGAGUUUGCUGUGUACCAAAAUUCAAAUAGACAUUGAAUGCUCCUGAUUUUUGCCUUGUCGCCAUCUCUUGCUGUCAAGGAAAACUCCAUUGUUUGUCGCUUGCUGUCUUUUUCUUGCUAAAGCAGUCUAGUUUUGGCUAUUGCUGCUAAUUGUCAACAUUCGUGUGCUUCUUGCGUAGUAAUAUUCAAAAUUUG